Messenger RNA from Microbotryum saponariae, 1962 nucleotides. The record is from the annotation of a GenBank genome assembly. NCBI's taxonomy places the organism in Eukaryota, Fungi, Basidiomycota, Microbotryomycetes, Microbotryales, Microbotryaceae.
AUGGCAUUGGCGACGUCCCCCACCACCGGAUUCACUGUACCCGAAGUCGUGUUCUACUUUGAUGUCGUCUGCCCGUACGUUCCCACUGCUCUGCUCCAAGUCCUCCUUUCCUCAUGUUCCACCCAGCCCUGACGAAUGCUCCGUGCUUGGCUCCGCAACCCCCGGCGCGCCCGGUCACUUGCCCGCCCGUUCCCCAUCACCACCACCAGAUACGCCUUCAUCGCUUCCGAGCGGCUGCCGGACGUGAUCAGGUUCACCGGCGCCAACGUCACAUGGAAGCCGGUCGUACUCGGUGCGCUCUAUGGCAUGACCCAAGCACCCCAGGGCAAGGACGGAUCGGCAACGGAUGUCUUUGCGCCCGCCAAGCGUGCACUCGCCGCCGUCGACUUCCAGCGCGAGUCCAAGCGCUACGGUCUCCCCAUCAAGUUCCACCCCGAACACCCCGUGCGCUCCGUCGAUGCCGGACGUUUGCUGUGUGCAUUCCCCAACGAACAUCGGGGUACACUCGCUCGCGAGAUCUUCCGCGCGUACUUCUUCGACAACGCCAACAUCAGCUCGAGGGCGACCUUGCUGCGCAUCGCUCGCAACCUCAAGCUGACCUCAGUCGCGACCCCGACCCAUGCCGGUCCCUUCUCCCUCUCGCCCGCGCUCUCGUUCCAACUCGACGAGAGCGUGUUCUCCGACGUCAACCGAGAGGACCAACUGCGUGCCAACACGCAAGAGGCGUUCGAGCGUGGCGCGUUCGGCGUCCCUUCGUUCUACAUCCCCUCGCGCGAAAAGCUCUUCUGGGGCCAGGACAGGAUGGUUCUGCUCGAAGCCGAGUUGAUCUCGAUCAAGCUCAACAAGCCCGUCGAGUCGAUCCGACAACUCGAACGUCUGCACCCUCGAUGCCUCCGAACGGGGCGCGAGAGCCGUAAGCGUCAACUCAAGUUUUGGUUCGACUUUUCCUCGCCUUGGAGCUAUCUCGCUUGGAGUCAACUUGAGCGUAUCCAGCGGGAAAGUGGGCCCGGUCUCACGAUCGAGCUCGUACCUUUCUUGUUGGGAGCUUUGUUCAAGGGAAUUGGUACCCCGAUGGUCCCGAUGGAGUCCAUGUCGGAGGCGCGUCGCAAGUACAAAAUGCAAGAGUGAGUGCGGGAAUGGUGAUCUGCCCCUUGCAAUCGAAGCCAACAAACAUCCUCUCUCCCUUUGCCACGAUACCCCAUAGUUUGCAAGACUGGAACCGCUGUGAGUCGCGUGAUCAAAAGCAAGCCCAUGCAUGAAUUCCUCACUGAUGCUUCACCCCCACUCAGACUGGACUGCGGUCAAUGCUCAAGAAUACCCCCCUAUCGACGGCCCUUCCAUGGCCUGGCCCGACGAAUUUCCCAUCCGCUCCGUUACGGCCCUUCGAGUCGCCCUCCUCGAGGUAAACUUUUCUUUCACGACUCUCAUUACCCAAACAAAGUGCUUAUCCUGUCCAUCAUCAUCCCUUCACAGCGCAAGACGAUCCCCUGCCUCUUCCGCGCCGCCUGGCGCGACAACCGCCGCAUCUCCGAUGACCAAGUCGUCGUCGAAGUGCUGACCGCCGCCGGUUUCGACGGCAAGACCCUCGUUGCCCGAUCCCUGGCCGCCAAAGAUCAAUUACGUCACAACACCGAACAAGCGCAGGCGUUGGGGUUGUGCGGUGCGCCGACUUUCCAGUUCAAGGAUCAAUUGGUGUUUGGGGGGGAUCGGAUCAACGUCGUGCAGGAUUUGGUGUUGGGAUGGUCAGUUGCUUCGUUGGAGUUGUAUGGCUCCCGAGGAAGUGAUAACUGAUUCUGAAGGUUUGUGUUCUCAGGUCCCCGGAACGAUCAAAGUUGAAGGCUAGUGUCGCCGGAUUCGCUCACUUUGAUUGUAAGCUCCCAUCCCCUCCUUGCCGUAGUAAGGUUCGAGCUGUUGAGCUGACCCUCGACAUCUUCGGGUACGCUCUCCACAGACCGACUCUGA